CGUCUUUCUUCGUUACGCCUGUUCAUCAUCUCUCCUCCUCUACCAUCAAAGCUCAAAGGCAGUUCUCUCUCUGAUCCUGAUUCGAACUCAGGUUUCGACAUAAAUCACAACAAGACAACAACUAGACAAGAAGAAUGGCUAAUAAUUAUUAACUGGACCGAUGAAGAAGUUCGGUAUUUUUUUACUCUUUAUGUCGAUGAGAAAAGAAAAGGGAACAGACCAAGGAGUGGCAUGAAUCUAGUUGGAAGGGAGUUCAUCAUAAAGAAGUUUGAAGAGAAAUUUAGUAAGAGAUGGAUAUGGGACAGGUUCAAGAACAAGGUUGAUAUCAGUAGGAAAGCAUACGUCAAGUUUAAGAAACUCACUCAUAACAGAACCGGGCUUGUCUAUGAUGCUAUGGGAAGGUUGGAGAUGUCCGAUGCUUGGUGGGAUCAACGCAUUGCGGAAUGGCAAGGUGCAAGAAAGUACAAGACCAAAGUGCCUCCAAACAUGGAUGUUUUUGAAGCAGAGUUUGGUGCUGUUACUGUGACUGGAGCAGAAGGAUGGAGUGCUCAGCAAGGAGAAGCUAGUUUAGAUUCUAGAGUAGAUGCAGAAAAGGAUGAGGAAUCUGAUUCAGUUGAAACUGAUAUGCCAGCACCAAGAGAAGAAACAAGUAGAGCUGGAUGUUCAAAGUCAAAGAGAAAACGUAAAGAAGUUGAUCAUGAGCCUUAUGCUGUUCGAAAUGCAAUUCUGGCAGAAAAAAAUAAGAUAGCUGAAAAGAUGCUAGAUAAAGUGGUCACCAUUUCACAUUGCUGCUGCCGGAAAAUGGAUUUACCAGCACUCCCGCAGAGGAUGUAUACAUUAGGGGAAGAGCCCCCUGCUCUGAAGAGCAUUUCUUAUCACACUGAUGACUUGAAGCUAUUUACUGCACUAAGGCGAGCUCUAAACGCUGACGAAUAUGAGGAGCUGAAGGAGUCGAAGUUGGUAGUGUUCAUCAAGUUCAAGGAGCUGAAUUUUGGUUAG
This is a messenger RNA of Brassica oleracea var. oleracea, 999 nucleotides long. RefSeq lists its product as uncharacterized. The transcript has 6 exons. The record is from RefSeq and is a predicted model, not a curated record. The coding region runs from base 232 to 999 and encodes 255 amino acids. NCBI's taxonomy places the organism in Eukaryota, Viridiplantae, Streptophyta, Magnoliopsida, Brassicales, Brassicaceae.